Ornithodoros turicata is the source of this 5150-nucleotide messenger RNA. RefSeq lists its product as uncharacterized. Gene Ontology annotation, cellular component: plasma membrane. Bases 142 to 4971 code for a protein of 1609 amino acids. Gene Ontology annotation, molecular function: metalloendopeptidase activity. Gene Ontology annotation, biological process: protein processing. The record is from RefSeq and is a predicted model, not a curated record. The transcript is spliced from 2 exons. NCBI's taxonomy places the organism in Eukaryota, Metazoa, Arthropoda, Arachnida, Ixodida, Argasidae.
UCUCUCGAGCAACAUCCCGUGCACGCUCACACGCGAACUUCCGCCGCCCAAACAUGACAGCAGCUCGCUCCUUUUGAAUUCGGCGACAUUCCACGAAAACCGCAGAACCCGAAACCCAAUGCCACGCAGCCAGUGAGCAGCAUGGCCACGCCGCAGCCGCCGCCAGUACCCUCAAGACGUUGUGUCACCGACCAAGAAUGUUUGCUUUCCGGGCCGUCAGCUGCCACCCAGGACACAGGCUACGGGCAACCAUAUGCACCACGCGAGGCCAUCCAAGCACGGAACUCUAAUCAAAAGGCUCCGUUCUACGACGAACAGGGCUUUAUCCUGCUCACUCCGGGUCGAUGUCGUGCUCCACAACACCCAAUAGAAACUAUAAUAGACACUGCAAGUUGUGAACAAAUCGCACAGCAACUUUCCUCAACAACUCGUGGGUCUCCCACUGUGUCUCCCCGAGAACUUCAUAGUGUGAACAGACACCAUGCCUUCUCAGGCUAUGUUGCUCCAGGAGUUGUACUAAGACCUAGCUCAGUGCCGCUGUCUGAGAGAGUUACUGCUUCAACGUCUACAGGACGUCUCGGUAGGUCAGCUGGCCCCGACAUGACCAUCAGUCGGGUUGCCCGAUCUGAAACGUCUGAAAUGUUCGAUCGGGAGAUGCGUCAGAAAUUUGACUGGGUCCCCGAGGGUAGCGGCCGCACAGCACGAAGGGCAGAUGAUCGCCGCAGCCAGCACCACAGUUACGAGCAGCAGCAUGAGAGACAAUAUCAGUACAACACUCAAUAUCUGUACAAUCCUCAGCACCAGGGCCUUCAACCGCAACGCACUAGAUGCAGCACGAACGGCGAAGAAUUUCGUAAGCAUGCCACUCCUACAGAUGAACCAUCCGGAAGGGUUGAGGCAAUUGUAUAUGAUCGCGUCAGGGCGAUGGACGAUGUAGAGCGCGAUAAUGUCCUACAGGACUUGCCACGUGAUCACGGUGGUGUACAGGCUGGAGUCAUCCAGCGCCCAGCGUCCUUCUCUGGUUUAGGUGCCCGAAUGGACGUAGCUGUCCAGCGUCAUCAUAGGUUAACGUCAACUCGCGCUGCUCUGGAAUCUAUCACCGGGAUGUUGCAAGACUCAGUUUCGAAGACCCCUCAACUGUCCAUUGGAGACACGUUACGUCUAGUGCCUACUGGAGAUGGAGACGCUAUUAUCGCGUACGUCGUUGACGUCAUCGCAGAUGAAGCGGUGUUGGACGACGAUCGGAAAAAGAGAAAGAAGAAACGAAAGAAAAAGAAGAGGAGAAAAAAGAAGAAAAAGAAGAAGAAGAAAAAGAAGAAGAAGAGGAAGAAGAAAAAGAAGAAGAGGAGGAAGAAGAAAAAGAAGAAGCGAAAGAAGAAAAAGAAGAAGAAGAAGAGAAAGAAGAAAAAGAAGAAAAAAAAGAGGUCGAAGAAAUCCAAGAAGAAGAAGUCCAAGGACGAAGGUGGAGGAGAGAGCACUCUCACAAAGACCGCACUGUCCUCAAGUACGCCGAGCACUACUACUACUACUACCACCAGUACAAAAAAGCCAACAGAAAAAGUUGGAGACAUAAAGACUGCUUCACCCAAACUAGACUUUAAAUCGCUGACACCAAAGCCGUCAUUGUCCAGGAUUUCGCAGACUUCGAUGCAGCCUACAGUCUGGACUCGGACGUCCGUCAGGACGUUGGCGUCCACAGGCUCCCAGUGUACCAACUGCGGCGCCAUGAUGUCGCCGUCAGAUGUUGACCCGUCCCCUGCCAUGGGGUUCUCCUCGCCUCGACAACGCAGGACGCAGCCAUCAUGGUCUGCCGGAUGGGGAACUCGUGAACGCUCCCCUCCGCCGCGAUCUCCAUCACCACCGGUCGAGGACGACUGGCCAUCAGCGGAGGAGUCACCAGAGCCAAGGCCACCGCGGUCUCGUUCCUGUUCCCGUAGGCACCGGCGAUCCAGGUCAUCCAGGCGGCAUUCCAGAUCGCGUUCGUCAAGGCGAUGCCGCAGAAGGUCACGGUCUUCCUGUUCCUCUACAUCUGAAUCGUCAUCUUCGGAUGACUAUUUCCGUCGACGAAGAUCAAGAAGCAGACGUCCUGCUAUUCCGUAUGAUAUUGAACUACCUCUACCGCCUGCGAUCGACCCUUUGCAGAGGUACUACACGGAACCUGAUAUUCUCGGAAGACCGGGCAGUCCUAUGUAUGCUAGUCCACUCUCAGGAGGUUGGGAAAGGUCAGGGCCUUACCCAUUUCGGAAACGACGUUCCUAUGAGGUAGGACCUCCCAGGCUCCGGCGAUGCAUAGGUGGCUAUGAUGACCGUACCGUGUCUAAUGUCCAGGUUCCCAUGGUCAUCGAAUCUGAAGUUGCAGUUGUACCACGGAGGCCGCUUCAUGACGCAGGUGCUCAAACAGUGCCACAACCCACUUCAGCCGGCGUUCAAUGCGCCUUACAAAAUUCUUUUCCCCAAGUAACGCAGCCACCAUUUAUGCGACCUCAACCACCGCAAAUGCCAAUGGCGACUAUGGCCACUACCGCUCUCCCCGUGGUUCAGCCAUCUCCGAUGUCGCUUGGACAACUGCCAAUUCCAACGACUCCCAUGUAUUCGCAGUCACCGCCCAUUACACCGUACGCCUCUUCAGCGCCCCUGCUCGGUAGUCCUGCAUGGAAUCCAUUCUUUUAUCCGAAUACGACGUCAAGUGGUACGUUUUCCAUGGAUGACACUCGGGUGACGACGACCGUAGACACACUACCGUCAUCCUCAAGUAGUAUAUUUGCUGGUGCAUCUCCCAUGGGCAUGUAUGCUAAGCAGCCAGAUGAUCCCUGGUGGUCACCGUACGGGUACAUGAAGAGGAUGGACCAACAGGGAAAAGUUAUGAUAACCUUUAUCUUUCUUCUUGGCGUUGUUGCGUGCGUUGUAGCCAUCCUGAGCCGCUUCGGAGCUGGGAGGGCGCCUAUAGUACAUGAGUCGAUGGGCUAUGAUGACGACGAGUCACGUGUCAUGCACGGCCCGUGGAUCAACAAAACGGGGGGAGGCACACUCAUGGAACCUUAUGGACUCUGUCGGACGUUGGAAUGUCGAAGAGAAGGUAUGUACCUCAGUCGUCUUGUGGACAGCGCAGGGGCUUGCCGGAACUUCUACGACUAUGUGUGUGCGCGCACAUGGGGGAAGCCUGGCAAUGGAGAGCUAUCGUCUGCAGACCUUAUGGUAAACGGCGUGGAGUCUUCAAUUAUUAGCUACAUCAAGGCCGGGCACGUUAAAGACAGAAUGUUACGAGGAGCCAGGAACCUGUGGAAAGAGUGCAUGGAUGUUGACGCAAUCAGGAAGCUCGGCAAGAAGCCUUUUACUGAAGUUCUCAACAAGGUUGGAUUGGACGGAUGGCCAUUUGGGCCUGCUGCCAAUGUCACAGGAAAGAACAUCUGGAAUGUGUCGGGGACGUUGAUGCGUCUGCUAGGUCUUAGCACUUUUUUAACUCUCGUCGUCGAACCCAUCACCAACAGCAGCACAGCUCAAGUAAUUAUUCGGAAAGUUCCAGUGCAAACGUCUACUACAUAUUUGUAUGACAGUGACAAGAUUGAUGAGCUAUUUCUAAGAAUCAGAGAAAGAGUAACCCUUCUCGAUGCAGAGAGCGAAGUUGAUGAAAUCGUCAAUGAUAUCGUGACAUUUUCAAGAACUAUUUCCCACCUGAGUGACUCUGAAAGUGAAAAAGUGGCUCCCGACAAUCGCACAGAAUUUCAUACUUUUGUAUCAUCUGCUUUAUCUGGCAUUUUAGACCUCAGAAACGGCUCUAAAAUCGACAUCCACCAUGUAGGGAAUGUGCAGGAGUUAUACCAGACGAUACAGUCAGCGCCAGCUAGACAAGUUCUCAAUUACCUGGGCUACGCUGUUGUGGACAAUCUCUGGCUCUUCUCGCCGCAAGAAAAUUUAUCAUCGAAACAGAUUAGAGCAAGAGAGCACGACUGCAUCCGUAUGGUGGAGCGGGCAUUGCCGAAACAAGUUCACUACCUGGCCUACCUGGCCACGAAGCAUCACCUGGACGUCGCCUUUUUCACGCGCUUAGCCCACGACAUAAAGCACCAGGUCAUCCGCUCCAUAAGAGUUCUCUCCUGGAUGGAUGCCAGCACAAAAACUCACGUCGUCAAGUAUUUGUCAAGCAUGCAGAUCAACACUUUCUUUCCACGGUGGAUGAUAUACAACCACACGCGUCCCGAAGCAUCCCAUCCGAGCUUCACUCCACUGCAAGUUCUUGUCUCCUAUGUGCAAAUAAUGCAAAACGCCUUCGAAGAAUCCAUGAACGCUAGAGACAUCAACGAGGAAGACUUUUGGAUGGGAUCGGUGUUUGACCAGAGCUGCAGACAUGACGAAAAACGCAAUGUGCUUUUCUUACCACUGUCUAUGGCUAACACCACAAAGGGAGCGACGCAACUGUUUCUCUAUUUCCACAUACCACAUGUGGGGGUACAACUUGCGAGAUGCCUUCUUGAGACCAUAGUCCCUUCAAGGCACACGGGUUGGGGCACACACAUUGGCGCAAAGCACAAUGGUUGGCGAGAGACGACCAUUCGGGAACUCGCGAACAUCCACAAUUGCUUCGAGGAUCAGCACUUUUCUGGCACCGUUCCAGUUGAGGACCCCAGUAAAAGGACGUCCGUUACGGCUAGUGAUAUCUUGGAACACGCUGCCAUUAUCCAAGCCCACGGCAUUUUCACAAAUGGGAUUCGUACACUGAACAAGAACUUCCAAGACUAUCGAUUCGAGAACGCCAGAAACUUGUCCGCUGAACAGCUGUUCUACAUCUAUUACACCAGUGGAAAGUGUCGUACGUAUGAUGCCAAGUACCAAACGUCCGGAACGUUGCAGCAUGGAAGUGCGCAGUUGGUGAACCUAGUUGUGUCCCACGAUAGCUUGUUCUACAAGGCGUUCAACUGCCCUGAGAAUACGAGCAUGAAUCCGAUUAGAAAAUGCCAGUUCUGGACACGAUAACACUGGUCUGGGUGGGAAAGUACGAAGAGUUUUUUCGUACGUGAGGCGUCCCUACGCACAAGUGCAUCAAGUGCGUGAGUUAUCAUCUGUCAGCGAUCAUGAGAAAAACGUUCACGCAUUGGCACAAGCUUUGAGGUAAUUGUGCAAUGGAAUGAAAAUAAACCUUGACGGGCUGUUAA